Pygocentrus nattereri (red-bellied piranha) is the source of this 5101-nucleotide messenger RNA. It is a transcript of the gene dram2b, whose product is annotated as DNA-damage regulated autophagy modulator 2b. Lineage: Eukaryota; Metazoa; Chordata; Actinopteri; Characiformes; Serrasalmidae. The record is from RefSeq and is a predicted model, not a curated record. Gene Ontology annotation, biological process: regulation of autophagy; photoreceptor cell maintenance. The transcript is spliced from 8 exons. The coding region runs from base 499 to 1356 and encodes 285 amino acids. Gene Ontology annotation, cellular component: lysosome.
CGUUCUGCGGGUCGUCCGGCGUUUGGAGCAGCAGUGGCGGGUUUAACGCGCCGGUCACGGCUGCUCUGCCGACAGUCUGCGGGCCGAGACUGCGCUGUGACGCCGGUUUACAGCAGGACGGACACGCUUAUCAACUCCAGCAUAUAAACGGGUUUAACAGCGUCAGAGUCGCACGACCUCACGGAAGCGACACCAGAGGAAGUGAAACUCGGUGGUGCUGAAAUAACGAGCGGACGCGUUCGUUUCGUGUGAAAAGAGGAAACGUGUUGUUUUUGUGUUUCAGUCAGGCCGCAGAAACGGGCACCUACGCGGAGCCUGCCCGGCUGACUGCGCCUGCGCGGUGAGGCGAGGCCGUUACACCGCGGCCCUCAGGGCUGUAACGAUCCGCUCGGCUCGGCUCGGGAUCGCUCGGCUCGGCUUGGCUCUGUUCCGAUUCUGCACACUGUGCCUGAGAUAAAGAUCUUUAUUGUUUCCAUUUUAUUACAACAUUCAGCAUUAAUGUUACACAAAUGCAGUGAUCAGCCGAGCGAGGGAGCAAGAGCGAUGUGGUGGUUCCAGGAGGGUUUGUGUGCUCUGCCCGUCGCGCUGGUCGUGUGGACAGCAGCUACGUUCAUCUUCGCCUACAUCACAGCCAUCAGUCUGAGACAUGUGGACCCGUUAGUCCCGUACAUCAGCGAUACGGGGACGGUGGCUCCUGAGCGGUGUGUGUUCGGGCUCAUGCUGAACAUGUCAGCGUUUCUAGGUGUUGCCACCAUGUAUGUGCGCUAUAAGCAGGUUCAGGCUCUGACGGAUUUUGAGCAGAAGCGGCUUGUCCGGCUGAACACUGUCGGCCUCCUGCUGGGCUGCAUCAGCUCCUUCGGCAUGUGUGUGGUGGCCAACUUCCAGAAAACGACAGUGUUCUCUCUGCACAUGGUGGGCGCCGUGCUGACGUUUGGAGUCGGGGCGCUGUACGUCCUCAGCCAGACCGCCAUGUCCUUCUGCAUGCAGCCACUCGUCCACAGCAAGAGCAUGUUCUGGACUCGACUGACCCUCUGCGUGUGGACCUUCAGCAGCAUCAUCAGCAUGUUUGUGUCGUCACUGAUCAUGUACAGCAGCCUGCCGGGAGUGGACGUUCCCAAAAAACUGCACUGGAACCCCACUGACCCGGGAUAUGCGGCCCACCUGGCCAGUACAGUGUCCGAAUGGUCUCUGGCUUUCUCCUUCAUCAGCUUCUUCCUCACCUACAUCAGAGACUUCAAAAAGAUUAACCUGCGGGCGGAGGCGGAGCUCCAAAGCAGCACCCUGCAUGACUCCGCCCACUACAACUACACCUAUGGACCACGGGAGACCUCGCCGCUGCUCGCAGGGUCCAUCUAACACACAGACGCCUCCGUACAAACCCGCUUCUGCAGCCUCUCACACACACACACACACACACACACACAUACACACACACAUAUACAGGCUGGUUCGGUCCUGACAAGCUUCAGAUCCACAGAUAAGCAGAGAAAUCUCCCCGGAGCGGAGAUACGGAGCCCUCCUGAUGGAUAAAAUCACAGAGAAAAAACGAUAAAUAUUGUUUUUCCUGACAGCUGUGGGGUUUAACCCUGUAAACAGGUAUCAGAUGCGUUUCUAAGACACGUUUCUGAGAUACAGAGACUGAGAUUCACCUGAGAAAUCUUUUUACUGUCAGUUUAAAGGUCCAUAUAUGUUCUAUAUUCUUACAGACUAUAGCAUUUUAACCCUCAGAGACCGUCUGCUGCACAAAGCCACUCCUGCUUCUGACUUCACGGCGCUCAGACUGCAUCGUCCAGCACUCUGAACAGUGUUAUUCAUCGCUUGUGGUGAAAGUUCAUAUUCUCAGACGGCAUGUCUGCAGUUUGAUGCCAGUAUAGUAACUUUCCAUGGAAGUACUGGAGCUGUGAUGUUGUUUUUCUUCUUUUCUAACAUCUUUAGUGAUAAAAACAUUAAAACAAGCGAAUAUAACAUACAUUCACUAAUUUGAGGCAUUUUUUAAAAUGCUGGGCCUCAGUUUUCACCUCUGUAGCAUUAAUCAGCUUUAGUCGGCCCCCUUCUCUGCUAUAAUAAAUGGACCCUAUUCUGAUCUUGUGGGCCCCCUGCCUGUUUAACACAACUCUCAGUUAAUCCCCACCUCCGAAGACCUUUCCAGCUCAUCAGGUCAUUACCAAACCCUUUAGGAACUGGUAGAAAAACCUGACACUGCAGGUUUAUUAUAAAUAGCUUUUAAAUCCACUCUAAACUCCACUAAUUCAAUAUGUUACGUUUGUUUAUUGUUUGUGUAUUAAGUAAAGGUGUGUAUACACACCUUAUCAUCGCAGUGAGAAAACGUUCUAAGACACUGGUUGCAAAAACAUGUCCCUGCAAAAAUGUGUAAAAAAAUAACAUUUUUAAUGUUUAGGAGCUUCUAAAAAUAUUUUUAAAUGAUAAAAUCAUGAAAAUACAUCAGCAAAACCAGCACGUGGGUCUCUGAGGGUUAAACACACAAACUACACAACCAUGAAGGCCACUAGUUCAGAACACUCCUGCCUGCACAUCUCACACUGACCACUAGAGGGUGCUAUAGUCCAGAGAGUGAGCUAUAAGGCGCUGUAAUGCUGUUCUUACUGUUUUCAUGCUGUUUUUCAUUUUAACUGGUGAUUUUAAAGGAAGCUAUAAUUACUAUAAUUAACUCGAACGUCCAGUUUUAUGUUUUUAAACGUGGUAUCGUAAAGCAGCUCUGACUGAACCUGAACUGUAUCGCUGUGUCACUCCAGUGUGACCUCAUUACAACUAUUACUCUGAAAUCUAUUUUAUAAGGAGUUUAUAAAGAUUUUAUAAGGUUUUAUUUCCUCAUGCAGAUGUUUAUUCACUUCAGCCUCCCUGAUGUUUAAAACUCCACCAUGUGGAUGUGAACCUCUAGAGUUUGGGAGCUUUAAAGGGCCCAUGUCAUGGAAAAUCUUCUGAAGUAAGACAGUCCUAGUAUAGUAUGUAAACAGCUUUCAUAACACAUCAGUCCAUAAAUGGAAAACUUACAUUUCCAUUUACAGCAUUCAGCUGACGCUCUUAUCCAGAGUGACUUACAAUUUGAUCAUAUUACAUGGUGGGUGAAGGUGGUGUUGGGAGUCUUGCCCAAGGACUCUUAUUGGUAUAGUGUAGGGCGCUUGUCCAAGCAGGGGACAGUCUACAGCGUAGAAAACGGCAAAAAAGCAGCCUGUUUUGUUUUUAUAAUGUCACAAAAACAAACAUUUGCAUAUAUCUGUUUAUUCAGUCUAUAUGAGUUAAGCCACGCCCACUCGCGUUAUAAGGAGUGUUUCAGCCUGGACCACUUCAUCCAAACCAAUCAGAAAAGAGGUCAUUUACAUAUACUGGUAACAACAGCCUGUAUUCGUGAGGGAUAAAGAGAGGUCGGAAAAUCAUCGCGUAGAAAUGAAUUUAUUGUGCAUAAAACCACAGAAACGUCCCGUUGUAAGUGCGUCUUUGAGGAAAAAGUAAACGAUAAAAUGUGUGAUAUGGGCUCUUUAACCGGACGGAGCAGUUCAGCUGCGCGCUUUUGGGGACGUUUGAUGAAAAUAACGACUGGGUGUUUCGUCUGAAGGAAGGCUAAGCGCAUUAUUAGUUCAUUAAUCACUGAAAUAUGAUUAAACUGCUUUAUAGCGAGCUGUGAGCUGAAGCCGGUGACUUGGUACAGUUUGUACGAUCUGCUUGAAGCUAACUGAGCCCCGCUAGCCUACAUACUGUCAUUAGCCACAUUAGCAUUCCCUCACAGAAAUGUAGCCGAACUAGCGCAGUUAAAGCGACUGUUUAGCGCCAUUUGCUUAAAUCGCCCUCAGCCAGCGUGUUUUAUUAGCCACAUUAGCGUCUCCGCGCAUAUAUAAAGCGGGAAAAGCGCUAAUUAGAGCCCAUUCAUAUUAGCCUAAACCCGCUAGCGGCGCUAGCCUUUCUCCACAGGCUGACUGGUUAGCAUAAUGCUAACGCUUGAACAAGCGCGCCCUUAAAAACUUGGUUCUUCGGGGGUCUUUAGUAAUGGGAAUGGUUCUUUUUUCAUGCUUAAAUGGUUCUUUGAUCAAUGGAGAAUAUGUUUAUGGUUCUAAACAGCACCAGAAAAGGGUUCUCCUGUUGCCAAGCUCAACAUUGUAGAAAUAGCAGAACCAUUUGUAUGUAUUAUUCAAUAUAGCUCCAAAACACAUCGUCGGUCAGUAUGUGGAACAAUUUCACCUUGCAGAGAACCCUUUAAGCAUGCAGUGGUUCCAUGUAGAACUCAUGCUUGUGGAGAGAACCAUUCCCGUUAUUAAAGAACCUGUGAAGAACCAUCCUUGAGCACAGCGUACAUUAAUUAUAGCUACUUCAGCAGAACCUAUCGCAGGUCCUGUGGCUGGUUUCUGUGUUCUGUAUGAUUUGGAGAUGUUCUUGAUAAACUGUGGAUAAAAUGUGAUCUACUGUUACUGUAGUCAAACUCAGCUGAGCAAACCCGAGAUAGAUUAUAUAUAUAAAAAUAUAAAUAUUUUUGAAUUAUUUUUGUACAUUUUUUGAAAGAUUCCCCCAAAAUAUAUAAUUGCUUUCAGCACAAACAUGUCACUGCUAUUGGAACAAAACCUUGCAUAAUUUCAGUUUUUGAUCAUUUUAAAGUACAUAUUCUUUACAUUGUGUGUAAAUUUCACGAGUGGACCAAAAAGAAGCAGCCCGAAAUGAAUAAAAAGUCUGGUUCCGUGGACUUACAUUAAAAGUGUGUUCCCCUCCUGUUGUUCUGGAGCUACAAGGUUUUGCUUCAACAGUAGUGAUCUAUAGUGAUCGAUGUGUUAACAUUAUUAAACUGAACGUAAGGCGAGGCUUUUUCAGUGCAGAUUCAUGUAAGAUUCUUUCCUCCGGUUCAGUGCUGGGCCACCAAGCAGGCGUGCGUGUGAAAUGAAUGUUCAGACGUGUUUAUUUUCCUCAGAUUUUAUUCCUAUCAAUAGAACUAAAGUGCAUUUCAGUCAGCUGUGCUGUCAAAAUGAGUUUCACAGACAAGCAAUAAAACAAAAGACAGAACACUCCUGGUUUAUCAUGAAUACGUUUUACAGUUAAAACAAUCUUAACUACAGUAAAUGAUUUUAUAUCAGUUUAUAAUUAAACAUGUACAGCAUGC